This is a messenger RNA of Caenorhabditis bovis, 3981 nucleotides long. NCBI's taxonomy places the organism in Eukaryota, Metazoa, Nematoda, Chromadorea, Rhabditida, Rhabditidae. The record is from the annotation of a GenBank genome assembly.
AUGCAUAAAAUGCGAAACGAAUUCGGCAACAGCGGCGGUGUUGCCAGCGGGGUCGCUUACGUAGUAACACCUACGUUGGCUCCCACCGCUGUCAAAAUGCAGCAGGAAAAUAGGAGAACAUCGCUGAGAAGGGAGUUCACACCAACCAAUGUAGCUGAAUUAUCUAAACAGGAAUCGCUUGGAGAACGAGCAUCAUCGAAACUCACCCUAGAUGACGAGCUUUACGAUAUUCUAUAUGCAUUUGGCGAAACUGAUACGUUUCUCAACAAGAGCGGUGAAAAACAAAGGGAAACUGAUGAAGAUGGAAAUCCGCUCACUCGACAGGCGCUUCUUGAACGAAUUCGACAAAAAAAGGAGGUUAUUGGAAAGCUACGAUGUCAGCCAUGGAGUAUGUCCAGAAAAAAGCGAACAUUGAAACUUGCUCAAAAAUAUCUGGAGCAGCAUGAGUCGAAAGUGUCGCGAAGUCAUUUAUAUAUUGAGGAAUUGCGAAAACGGGGUAGAUUGAUGAAAAGGAGUUUUUCAAAUUUCAAAACAUAUUUGAUACCAUGGGAAUCGAAAAUCAAACGGAUAGAAAGUCAUUUUGGAUCAGUUGUUUCAUCAUAUUUUACAUUUCUCCGCUGGAUUGUAUUCGUCAACGUGGUUAUCACCCUAAUCGCCGUAGCAUUUGUCGUUCUCCCAGAAACGCUUGCCGACUCAGUGGCUGAUGAGGGCCGGUAUAAUAGAACGAAAAGCAGAAAGCAGAUACCAUUGAACGAGAAAAUACACGCCGAUGAGCUGGCUGUUGUUUGGCAUUAUGACGGAUACCUUCGAUACUCACCUCUAUUUUAUGGUUAUUAUUCCGAUGAUCCAUUCCUAGGCAAAAAGAGUAAUUAUGCCUUGCCGUUAGCAUAUUUUAUGGUCACAUUAACUAUAUUCGCAUAUAGUUUUUUUGCAAUUCUUCGAAAAAUGGCUGCAAAUGCGAGAAUGUCGAAAUUAUCUGGAAGCAAAGCUGAGCAGUACAUUUUCAACUGGAAAUUGUUCACUGGAUGGGAUUAUACGAUUGGAAACUCUGAAACUGCUAGUAAUACUGUGAUGGCGGUUGUCAUCAAAUUGAGGGAAUCAAUUGCGGAUUGCAAGACCGGAGCGCAUAGCAAAUUUCGACUACUACAAUUUAUGUUAAGAGUAUUUGCAAAUAUUGUCAUAUGCGCUAUGCUUGGAUUUUCAAUAUACUGCAUUAUCUUUGCGGUUCAGAAGUCUCAAGUUCACGACGACGGAAAUUUGUUCACAAAAAAUCAGGUUCCUUCUGUUGUCUCCACCAUCACCCACGUUUUCCCAAUGAUAUUCGAUCUAAUUGGAAGAAUGGAGAACUAUCAUCCGAGGACUGCAUUAAGAGCCCAUUUGGGACGCGUAUUAAUUCUGUAUACUGUCAAUUACAUCACCCUGAUUUUCGCGUUGUUCGAAAAAAUGACUGCACUCCGAGAAAGGGUUAAUGGAACAUCGACGACGCAUCAUCGAAUGAAACGGCAGCAAGGAGGAUUUAAUCCGAACAUCAAGCGCCCACCACCAUAUGCUAGUCGUGCUGAGACGAGAAAAAUGGAGAAAUUUUUAGCAGCCAAUACGCGACGAUUUCAGAGUAUCAGUCAACGAACCACUCGAGCCUUAACAACACCAUAUACGGUGGCCCCACAAUAUGGUCCUUUUAAUGUUAAUAAUCCGAAUGCAUACCUUCACAAUGGUACUCAUACAACUGCUUUUGAAUCUCAAAGACUCGGGCCAAAAAUGUUGCCAAUUUUCACACCGCCGCCAAGGACUUACCCUCCUCAUGUUCCGGGAAAAGUCGGACAGCAAUAUGGAGGCCCAGACUUUACAAAACAUCGCGUCUUCACCAAAUCAACACCAUUGCCCAGAGUGCGCACGAAACCACCUUGGCGACUUAUUACGACAACGUCCACACCUUCAGGAUUAAUCGAGCUUGAUCCAGCCGAAGACCCAAAUGAAGAUGACGAAAGUGAUUCAAACGAUACGUCAGUGAAAAUGGGUGAAACUGCACUGAGAAGAAGUGAAGGAGGCGAUGGGUACAAUACUGAUAUUUGUUGGGAGACAAUUAUUGGCCAGGAAAUUGUGAAACUUGUCACAAUGGACCUCAUUUUCACUAUUCUCUCCAUUCUUGUUAUUGAUUUUCUGCGCGGCCUUUGGAUCAAAUAUUGCUCUUCAUGGUGGUGUUGGGAUAUUGAGACCACUUUUCCAGAGUAUGGGGAGUUUAAAGUUGCGGAAAAUGUGCUCCACAUUAUUAACAACCAAGGAAUGAUUUGGCUUGGAUUGUUCUUUGCCCCGCUGCUUCCAGCAAUCAAUAAUCUCAAAUUGAUAAUUUUGAUGUAUAUCAGGGGUUGGGCGGUCAUGACCUGCAACGUUCCAGCAAGAGAAAUUUUCAGAGCCAGCAGAUCGAGCAAUUUUUAUCUUGGAAUCCUUCUUAUUUGGCUGCUCCUUUGUACCCUUCCAGUUGGGUUUGUCAUCGCUUCAAUGAGCCCAUCAAGAGCUUGUGGACCAUUUGCAAAAUAUGAUAAUUUCUACACCGUUAUUAAGAAAGAACUCGAAAAACGGGUAGAUCAAACAGUUCUCAGCUACAUCAAACAUGUUGCAUCCCCAGGAGUUGUUGUUCCAAUUAUCCUAUUUUUAAUGCUUAUUAUUUAUUUCUUAUUUUCGUUGGUUCGAGGUCUCCGAGAAGCAAACACUGAUCUUCAAGCUCAACUUGUACACGAACGAACUGAGGAAAAAAAGAAGAUAUUUGAGCUCGCCGGAGGUAAGAAAAACCAAAUGGAUAAGGAUAGAAACAAGAAAAGCCCAAUCGAUUAUAUUCCACUUAUUGAGCAGCAGAGAAGGGAGCCAUGGAGGCAGUAUCAUGAAAUUGAAAAUGACAAUGUGCUGGCAUCCGAUUCUUCUGAGGAAAGUGAUAUCGAUGAAGAAGAUGAGCAGAAGACUCAAGUCAUUGCGAGACCAUUGCAAUAUCAAGACAAUACUCCCGAAACUUUGCAAGUCACUGCAUUCCAUCCAAGCUUGGGAUCGCUAAUUGAUAAUCGUGAGCUUGAGGAUGAAGAGACCGAAGCACCAACGAUCCACAAAUCCAUUUCCUAUCAAGGAGCUCCGACGGCAGCGAUGAACUUUGAUUCAUCUGCGGACAAUAGCAGUCAACUUUCGCGCAGUGUUGUUCAGAUAGCCACACCUGAAGAAAUUCGUGCAUUACUGCGGCCAUAUUUGGAAGCUAAAUAUGGUGUUCCCUGUCAACCCGGUGUACGAUCGUUCCCAAUCGAUAUUCAUACACCUCCGAAUCAGACGCCGUCGAGAUGUUCAUCAAAAUACAACUCAUAUGUGUCGUUGUAUGAAUCCGGAAGAGAGGAUUCCUAUCCGAAAAGCUUCACGUCGCUCCGUCAAAAUGAUAAUUUUGAUGAUGCUCCAACGGGCACGACAACAGCAAAACCAAAAUUGGCAAAUAUUCCUGAAAAGGAUAUCACAAAGUUGCCAUCAAAUUCGGCGAAAUUUGUUGCUACUGAUAUAGCGCCACAAUUUAUGCCAUGGCCAUCGUUUGAAGAGACUAAAGCGAUGCGAGACAAACUGAAAUCAAAAACUCCUUUGAUGUUGGCGAAGACCACAGUUUCGGAAAUUUCGAAAGAAGAAAAAGUGCCUGGAAGUACUGAAACAAGAUUCGAAUAUCGACCAGCGGUGCCAGUACAUAGGAAAUUCCAAAACGCUGAAAUGGAGAAGAGCGAAGAGAGCGAUGCACAGAGUGACUCAUCAAAGAAGAGAUUCCGAAUAUCUGUGUCACCAACUAAAACCGUCAAACCCACUGAAAUCAAUGAGGCAAAACGAAAAAUAAUAACUCAAGCUUCAUCGAGCAGCUCCUUACCACAAAGCCGACAAAGUGACAUUAAUAAGAACCCAGUAACUUCACCUCGAGCGCCGAGUGUUCAAUUCGAUGAGGAUGAUAGUCCAAGAAUGAUGGAAUAG